AUUUGUUAAUUAAAUAAUUCAUUGGGUUAUUUAAUAAUUCUAAGAAUUAUUAGGUGUACAUUUCAAACAUCUUCAUUAUUCAUCAUAACCUAAAGUCCAGUUGUCUGAACUCAUUUAAUCUGAAUUCAUAGUCUGUUGCUAUUAUGACAUCCCUUCAACAAAAAAAUACAGGCUUGUACUAUUAUUUUAUGUAAUUCAGAUGUAUUUCUUUAACUAGAAUUCUGUUUAAUAUUCAUUAUUCAGUUUUUCAAACUAAACUAAAUGCCAUACUACAUUUAUCAAAAUGCCAGAGCAAUGACAUUAAUCUGAUAUAAUUUUAACCUCAUAUAACUUCAAUCUGAUAUAACAUCCUCAUUAUGUAGUGUGCAUGCCAAAGUCAUCUCUAAAUAUGUUACAAAUUAGCAGCAAGUGCAUACAUUUUUUUUUAUGUACGUAUAUAUUUGUUCACUUCAGUUUGCCAUGUUCCUUUAGUGAGACCACAAAUAUCAAAGGUUAAAACAUGACUCCUUUUUUACAUUUACAUUGUUUCUCAGAUCAGUUUCUUUUUUUCUGUUCAGUACAAUCAUCACUUUCAUCUAAGGAUGUGUUUCUGAUGCCAUUAUCUCUGUCAGAAUCGUGUUACAUUCAGUUAAAUUUAAUGCGUGCCUGAGUACAGACUUUUUGUAUCAUAUAACGUUUCACAUUUCAAAUAUUUACAGACUUCCUCCCUUACAAGACACUUGAAGCUGCAUGAGGCAACUAUUUUAAGUUUUGAUUGAGCAAUAUGCUGAUGACUGACCUAAGAUCUGUUAUGUUCUUGUGUGAUCUUGUCCAUUUCUUUUGAGCAAAAUGGUUGGCGAUAAAUGCCACAAAAGAAUUUUUGAUUUAGAAGCCCACGCACAACUCCUAGAUUUUCUAUUUCAAAAAUGUAAUAUAAAUAUUUUCUACAUGAUCUAUACCUAGUUGUGCUUACCCCAAGGUGACUUGACAUCGAGUCAUAUUCCAAACGUCAAUAGUUUUACCAUACAGAGUGAAUGUGUGAUCACAAAUACUGGAUGACAAUCUCCAUAGCGAGACGUUUCUUCUGGAUGUUGUUGAUGUUGAAAACUGAGGUGAAUAAUUUGCUUUCAUGUAAUCCUGAAAAACAAUCCAGUGGAGAAUAACUACAAAAGCCCCCCACCCACAUAAAUGUUCACAACUUUAAUUUGUACACUUCUCAAAGGUCAGGGGUAGAUAGCUUGGGGAAUGUUCCUGCAAUCGCCUACACCUUCUGGGUAUCCAUUAAGGGGUCAUACAUUCUAACAAAUAUCACAGAAUCUGAGUCACUUUACAUACUUUCAUUCAUUUUUCCUUUUAUUCAGAGAAGAUUUUAGAAGCAAAUAAAAAGAAUCCUCUUGGAAAUGAAUCUGCGAAAUAAUUAAGUCUUUGUCAUCUUCCUCUUACUUUUUGCCAUCAAUUAAAAAAAAAAAUAGAACCUUAAUAUAAUUCGGUUGUUUUUAAGGAAUAAUAGUUACAUUAAUUGUUUUUUUUGUUUUUGUUUUUUGUGCGAGGGGAAAUAUUGCAGAUGUUCAUGUAAGGCCUGGUUAAAGACCAAGCAAAAUGUCUGAGAGCUCGGCAGUGGGUGGCACUAUCUCAUCAGCUAGUGCUCACCUUUCAUCUUCGCGUUUUGUUUUCAACAGAGCUGGUACUAACAUGCAAUCUACCUGAGAGAGGACAUGCGAUAAAAGAGACAUCUUCUUUGACUAUUGCAAGUUUAUGCUGUAAAAAAAUACAAAUGGAUAAACCAUUUUAUAUGUAACUUUUGGCCUGUUCUUAAUCUCAGACCUCAUUGUUGUUAGUCAUUUUUUCACAGAAACCAUGUUUAAAUGGAGAAAUUAUAACCUUUGAAACCAUAAAAUGGGGUGCUAUGUACACAUUUAUCCACCCCCUGCAUUUGUCAACUGCUCCCUUGUAUAAAAAAGCUUGAAGUGUCAUACAGAAAUAUGAUGAUAGUGUUGAUUAUAUUUGCGAUAUUGUAAACACGUAGCAGAUUCACUGUAGGAGUGAUUCAAAACACGAUUGAUUUUCACUGAUCUCCCGUCCCAGUUAACACUGCAUUUUUCCAUUUAGCUAAUGGAGAGCACUUGAAGCGGAAACUAACUGUUGUAGUGAGAGUCUUUCCUGUGUCUCUCUUGUCUUCUUGGAAAUACAAUUGCCAUGACACAGAGAGAGAUGUUGAGGUUCUUGUCAAGAUCAUCCCUUAAUCCCUGCAGUGACACUGGAAAUAAUUUAUGAGAACAAUUCGAAUACCUAACUCGGAUGUUGGUAGAAUGUGGUUCUCCUUUAAUUUCGAGCUUUAUCAUUCCCAGUGAAUAAAUAAAGAUCAUCGUCUUCAUGUAACAAUCAUAUAACAAGUCGGUUACUUCUCUAGGGUAAUCAGUAAUGAAAAACAGAAAGAAAUGUGAAUCAUUAUUGAACAUCAAAAAUCCCGAGACAUUUAAAUCAGUGCAGUAAAUGAUGCCGGAAAUAAACAACACUUAGCCAAUAGAGUGCUGACGAGUGGAAUUUGAUGUCAUUGUGGCAUCAUACAGCCAUGUAGGCCUUCGAAAUGGAAGACGUUUGCGGGCAUUUUCUUUUACUUACUUUGAUAUCAUCUGGGAAACUGCCCUCUUUUGGAAAUUUGACUUGUGAGUUCUGUAAAUAGAGUAACCGAUAAAAUGAGUCAUAUAAAUAUUGAUAUAGCUGGAAAAACAUAAUCUGUGUCUGAAUCAACAGUGAGAUGCUCACAAACAGGUUGCAUGUCCCUAAAGCGCCCAGCAAAACCUAAACAUGCACAGUGCAUAAAGACUUUUGCUGAUGCCUCUGCUAACACCCACACCCAAUGGGAGCACAUGUAUAUGUGGUGACCUUGUUUGUGUGAUUGAUUACAGAUAUUUCUUAUGACUUCCAGUCAACAUUGAGGGAAAAUACCAAAUGGGUGGUCUCUAAAGUACUUGUGGUCUAUAUGUGCUGUUAAAGGGAUAGUUCACCCAAAAAUUGUCAAAAAGAUUGUCAUCGUUCACACAACUUCAUGUCAUUCCAAACCUGUAUGUCACAUUUUAUUCUGCAGAAUACAAAUGGAGAAGACCUGGUCAGUGGUCAGUGGUUUUCAAGCAAUGACAAUGGUGAUGAAGACUGAAAAAGCAUGCAAAAUCACUUUUUAGGUCUUCUGAAGCCAUUUGAUGGCUUUAUGUGAGGAAAUUGAAGUUAGUAUUCACUAAUAAUAUCCUCCAGUAAAGGGUUAACAGCUUUGACCGGAUCAUUCAAAGAGUUGAAUUUGAGAAACGUGAAUUCAAUGAAUGGAUGAGACAUUUCACUAAAAGAUCUGAUACAACAAAUUAGGUUAAACUGAGUUCUUUCACAAACCAGACAUUGCUGCAUCUUGUAACGAAUGUGCCGAGAUAGGACCAAUUUUUCAAUAAUGACUUUUAGGUCUCACACAAUCCUCAAGGGGAAAAAAAGGGGGGGAACUAUCCGCAGGACAAAUAUAUUACACAAGCAGACUACUUUGUUAUAUGAUUAUUGCAUCCUUUUGAGACUCAAUAUCUCCAUUCAUUGUCAGUAAAUAGAAUAGACAUUCUUCAAAAUUUCUCCUUUUGAGUUCCAUGCAGGUUUGGAAUAACAUCAUUAGAGUAAGUGAUGACAGAAUUUUCAUUUGUGGGUGAACUAUCCCUUUAAGAUUUGUUUUCAUAUUCACUUCGUCAGGACCUUAAAAAAGAUGAAAGAUGAUUAAACUUCCUUGUCCAUAAACUUCUUUCCCAAAUAUAAAACGUCCUUGUCCAUAAACACGGCACCAUUUCAGAACGUACUGGCCUCCAUUCACCAACCAGAGCUCCUUAUUUUCAUAGAGUUGUUUCAUUGACUCUCCAGACAAGUAAUCUGAUGCACGACGAUUAAAUUAAUGAAUGAAAUUACAAACAGUGCUAAUAAAAUGAAACAAGAUGUUGGCCUAGAUUACAACAAGAAAUCAAUGAAAUACAUGCAAGCAACCUUUACAUAGUGAAAGCUACGCGUUUACUGUCACCAUGAUCACAUCCACCCUCAUCUCACCCACAGGUGAUGUUGAGUUAAUAGCGCACUGUUGAAUGCGUGGGAGACUGGUAUCUCAUUACAGUCGUCAACUUCAUCCGGUACUACAAGAGGCAUCUAGCGUGAAACUGCAGUUAUUUCAGCAUCUUGAGGAGCAGGCAUGGAUACAGCACGCGCAGCUAGAGCGCAUAUUAUCUGGACAUCGAUAGCUUUGGUCCUCAUUUUAAUCGCAUCAUGCUUGACAUAUGUCUUCAUGUCGAAGGUGUCUGGAUGCCAAAGAAUUAACAUCGUGAAUGUCUCCACAAUAGAAAGUAUGUUCAGACAUCAAGUCUCUCGAGAAAAAUGGCUUCUAAAAGCUUGCAAUCACACAAAUGAUCGUUUGGUUUGGGAUGAGGAGUGGGAGGACCACAAGAGUCCGGGCAAGAGCAUUCUGGACCAAAACAAAACGUGGCUAGUCGUACAAGAGAAUGGGGUUUACCUGGUCUACAUACAGGCGAACUUUGAGCUAAAGCCACAGAAGGAUACUGUAAAACUCAAUCUUCUAGUGGAUCUCAAUUAUGGUGAGAAAACGGAGAUUUUUACAGCUGCACAUGACACUCAGGUGGUGAAUGGCAACAAGCCUGUAGAUGCAAAGCUCAACACUUUCCUUCUGAUGUACAUGCAAUCAACAAACCAGUUAUCAGUCAGAGUAUAUCCAAGCAAUUUGGUGAACUAUAAUCCACGACCCUUCUCCACCUUCAUCACCAUCAUUAAAUGGGCAGACUGGUAGACUGUGGAGCAUGGGCAAUAAAUACUGCAUAAAUGAUCGGUUAUAUCCGCGGACCAUGUCCAGUUUUUACAAUGGCAGCUUAAAUUCUUGUUAGCUUUAAUUGUGACAUUCCGAUAUGACGCAGUCUCAAGAUCAGCUGCUAGAACACCUGAGAUUUUCCAGCUGUCAUACUAGGAAAUGCUCUUGACAUUAACAAGGAUUGCGUGGGGGUUAUGAUACUUUCUUGGUGUUUUUUGUUCUUCCUUUCGAAAUAUGAAGAUCACAUCUCAUGAUCUUCUCAGAAGCAUGACACAUUUUCCUCUCAACCGAUAUACGAGUUAAGUUUGUUGUGUUUCAGUUUUUGUAUGAGUCAAGAUGAAAAAGGGCAUGAUAUAUGGUUUGUGAGCACUGACUUUGAAGAUUCUCAUGUAUUACGUAGGCUACAUAAAAGAUGUCAUAGCUACCUGCAAACAUUGUUUUACCAAACAGAAAUAGUAAGCUAAUUUUGAGCAAGUGGGUAUUUUUCAAUGAAAUGUAUGUUCGUGUAUAAAUAUAAUCAUGUAGUAUUUUAAUCAUCGACAGCUGAAUGUAAAAAACCUCAUAACAGCAACAUAUCAGUGUUUGAUAUAAAUGCUCAGCGUGUCAUACAAAAGCUAUGAAGCAACACUUUAUUGUGUAAAUAUGGGUUUUUUUUUUUAAGACAAGCAAUCAACAUUUUGUAUUUUAUCAACGUAGUAUUUUAUGAGCCAAACUUCUUGAUAGGAUGUGGUGCCAGUUUUUGCUGUAAGCACAUUCAUCCAGCCAUAGAAGCACUUAUUUGUUCAUGAAUGUCAUGGAAUUGUUUUCUGAUGGGGGGGGCAGUGGGGAUAUUUUUUCCACAUAAAUUACCACACUAAUCCAAUUAGUCAAGCAAGCCAUAUAAAACUGAACCACAGGAGCUGUUUAAAUGAGACAGCGGAAUGUUUUUUUCUUGUUGUUGUUGUUUGUUUUUCCUCAGCAAGUGGAGCAAACCAAAUUUUUUUUUUUCAGUCAGGAAAAUACCAUUUAUGAUGACGCAUACAUUUUUGUAUUUAAAUGACCCAAGCCAGCUAUUGUUUUUCUUAAAGUUUUCUUUGUACUCUUGAGUUAUGUAUUCUUUCACAGAUAAGCCCUUAUACUUGUGUUUAUACUAAAGGUAAUUGUUCACGCUGAGUGAUUUCAAUUGACUACGUUUUACUGUUCUCAAAUAUAUAAGCAAUAUUAUAUUUAUAUGCAAUUUGUAAUAUUUUUAUUUAAACUUAAUUAUAAAUAAAGUCAUAUGCUGUA
Ctenopharyngodon idella (grass carp) is the source of this 6079-nucleotide messenger RNA. RefSeq lists its product as uncharacterized. NCBI's taxonomy places the organism in Eukaryota, Metazoa, Chordata, Actinopteri, Cypriniformes, Xenocyprididae. Gene Ontology annotation, biological process: immune response. Gene Ontology annotation, molecular function: tumor necrosis factor receptor binding. The coding region runs from base 4187 to 4795 and encodes 202 amino acids. Gene Ontology annotation, cellular component: membrane. The record is from RefSeq and is a predicted model, not a curated record. The transcript is spliced from 4 exons.